Acaulospora morrowiae is the source of this 1485-nucleotide messenger RNA. The record is from the annotation of a GenBank genome assembly. NCBI's taxonomy places the organism in Eukaryota, Fungi, Glomeromycota, Glomeromycetes, Diversisporales, Acaulosporaceae.
AUGUCUUUGGCAGACGAAUUACUUGCAGACUUGGAUUUCGCGGACUCUCGUGAUGAGGGUGCCGAAGAAGAGAACGAUGAAUUAGGUGACGUUAGAAUGAGAGAUCUAGAAGAAACGGAAGAAGAGUACAUGGAAGACGAAGAAGAGGCAGGAAAGCAGCAAUUUCAAGCUGAAAUGACAAACGUCAUGGACGUAAGAAAAGUCGCAAAACUACUUGGAUCGAGACAAAUGAAAGAUGUGCUGACUAAAAUGGAACAAUUGAAAAAUACAAGAAGAGAUCAUAACCAAAUAUUGGGACCUGUUGAGGAAGACCCCGAAUAUAAACUUAUUGUGCAGGCGAAUAAUUUGACCGUAGAUAUUGAUAGUGAAAUUCUUGUUGUUCAUAAGUUUAUACGAGAUCAUUACGCGAAAAAGUUUCCGGAACUUGAGUCCUUAGUGCUCAAUCCAUUAGAUUAUACAAGGGCUGUUAAAGCUAUAGGAAAUGAAAUGGAUUUGACCAAAAUCGAUUUGAGGUCCAUACUUCCAUCGGCAACCGUCAUGGUUGUAACGGUAACGGGAUCUACUACUAACGGUCAAUCAUUGACGGAGGAAGAAAGUAAAAUCGUAAGUGAUGCAUGUGAUAUGGCCCUAGAAUUAGAUGCCGCCAAGCGAACGAUUUUAGAAUACGUGGAAUCUAGAAUGACACUUAUUGCACCCAAUCUUUCGGCCAUUGUCGGCAGUACUACUGCAGCAAAAUUAUUGGGACAAGCCGGUGGAUUAUCGGCUCUUUGCAAAAUGCCGGCUUGUAAUGUGAUGUUAAUUGGCUUUCAAAAAAAGUUGAGUACUGGGUUUUCCAACGUGACGACACCAAGACACACGGGUUACUUGUUCCAAUCAGAUUUGAUUCAGCGAACUCCGCCAGAUCUUAGAAUAAAGGCACAAAAAAUUGUUGCAGCAAAAUGUACAUUGGCAGCUAGGAUGGAUCGUACUCAUGAGUCUCCCGAUGGUUCAUUUGGUAGAACAUUGAGAGAACAAAUUGACAAGAAAUUAGAAAAAUUGCAAGAACCGCCCCCAACGAAAACAGUCAAGCCUUUGCCCGUUCCUGAUGAGGGGCCGAAGAAGAGAAGAGCGGGAAAAAAAGUACGGAGGAUGAAAGAAGCGUAUGCUGUCACAGAGCUUCGCAAGGCGCAAAACAGAAUGGCAUUUGGUGUGGCUGAAGAUGAAACGGGAUCGUUUGAUAAAACUAAGGGACUCGGCUUAAUUGGACAAAGCUCAGGAAAAAUUCGUGCCGCCGUUGCUGAUCCAAGAGUUAAAGCUAAGGCACCCAAAAGGCAUCAAUUUAUGGGUUCUUCUGGUGCUACCUCCGGCUUAUCUUCUUCUUUGGCAUUUACCCCUGUACAAGGAAUUGAAUUAAUUAAUCCUGAUGAGGCUCAAAAGAAAGCGAGGGAAGCAAAUGAUAGAUACUUUGGUGGUGGUGCAUUCUUGAAAGUAGGCAAGCAAACUUAG